This is a messenger RNA of Venturia canescens, 927 nucleotides long. Its product is annotated as dynein axonemal heavy chain 5-like. Gene Ontology annotation, cellular component: axonemal dynein complex. The record is from RefSeq and is a predicted model, not a curated record. Bases 1 to 927 code for a protein of 308 amino acids. The transcript has 7 exons. NCBI's taxonomy places the organism in Eukaryota, Metazoa, Arthropoda, Insecta, Hymenoptera, Ichneumonidae. Gene Ontology annotation, biological process: microtubule-based movement. Gene Ontology annotation, molecular function: ATP binding; dynein intermediate chain binding; dynein light intermediate chain binding.
AUGACGUCAUCAUCGAACCUUCGAGAAUAUGACGUCAUCGUCAAGGACACGCUAGACAUAUUUGACGGAUUGUUGCACUUGAAAAUAAGAUCGGUUCAAGAUUUUGAAUGGCUGAAACAAGCGAGAUUCUACUACAAUGCAGAGAGUGAAGAUGUCGUUAUUAAAAUAACGGAUGUCUCAUUUAUUUAUCAAAACGAAUUUUUGGGCUGUACAGACCGUCUUGCCAUUACACCACUUACUGAUAGAUGCUACAUUACUCUUGCUCAAGCUAUAGGGAUGAAUUUUGGCGGAGCCCCUGCAGGCCCUGCAGGUACGGGAAAAACGGAAACUACUAAGGACAUGGGCAAAGCACUUGGAAAAUAUGUGGUUGUUUUUAACUGCUCAGAUCAAAUGGAUUUCCGAGGACUUGGUCGAAUAUUUAAGGGGCUUGCACAAUCAGGAACAUGGGGAUGCUUUGAUGAGUUUAAUAGGAUCGAUUUACCAGUCCUAUCAGUUGCUGCCCAGCAGAUAUCUGUUAUCAUGACAGCGCGGAAAGAAAAGAAAACGAACUUUCUGUUCAGUGAUGGAGAAAUAUAUUCCCUCGAUUAUGAAGUUGGUAUUUUCAUAACGAUGAAUCCGGGCUACGCCGGUCGUCAAGAAUUGCCUGAAAAUCUAAAGAUACAGUUUCGAAGCGUCGCGAUGAUGGUUCCAGAUCGCCAAAUUAUAAUGAGAGUGAAGUUAGCUGCAUGUGGCUUCAAAGAAAAUGUCAAAUUGUCCAGGAAAUUUUUCACUCUUUAUAAAUUGUGCGAAGAACAAUUGAGCAAGCAAGUGCACUAUGACUUCGGGCUGAGGAACAUAUUAUCUUGUUUGCGAACGCUGGGCCACCAGAAACGAGCACAACCUGGAGAUUCUGAAGAAACUACGCUCAUGAGAGUGUUAAGGCCGUAG